AUGGCCGCCUUUCUUCGACAAAAGCAGACAGGCAUGCAGAAUGACCUGUCUGCGUCAAUCAUCCCAGAGCUCUUCGCUCCCGAUUACCAGUCCGCAUAUGGAAUCAACUCUCAGGUUAGCUGCCUAGCCUACGAUCCGAUCCAGUCCCUCCUCGCAAUUGCGACCAACGAGUCCAAGUUCGGCCCCGGCAAGAUCUUCGUCUUUGGCCAAAACAGAGUCUCCAAGGUCCUCGAGCCGCCAAGGCACGCAUCCUUCCGCUCACUCCACUUCACCGCCAAUAAGCUUGUCUCCCUCGAUGCCAAGAACGAACUCGGAGUAUGGGACCUCGACACUGCGAAGCGCAUCGCUGCUCUCGUCUGCCCCGGUCAGGUCGUCUCCAUCAUCACAGAUCCCAUGCUUGAUUGGGCCUUUCUUGGCAUGGCCACCGGAGAGGUCUUGGCCUACGAUUUGGAUAGGGAAAACAUCGCGAGGUCGUUCCGGCUACUGAACUUCUGGAAGGAGAGAGAUCCCAAUGCCCGCAUUGUUGGGUUGGUGGGCAUUUCUUUGCAUCCGAGAGAUAUUGGGCAAAUGCUCAUCGCGUACACCACGGGCAUUGUUAUCUACUCGUUCAAGCAAAACAAAGCUCUCAAAUUCUUCGAAUACGUACUACAACCAGGUGCACCUGGUGGUGGAGGGCCACCUCCGGACACGGUUCGCAGGCCGAGAGUCACCCAUGCUCUCUGGCAUCCAACAGGAACCUUCAUCAUGACGGCGCAUGAAGAUGGCAGUUUGGUGUUCUGGGAUCCCAAGGAUGGCCGCAUCAUCAUGGCCAGGACCCUCACGGAGAUGCAUGUCGAUCAGGCAACACCGAACGCUGGGCAAGUCGGCUACGCAGAGCCAUAUGGACGUAUUGCUUGGUGCUGCAAGGAGAACCCGGAUGAUACUGGGCUCUUGAUUUCCGGCGGUCAAAGCCCGGAAUCCCCUCAAGAGGGGCUGACCUUCAUCGAAUUAGGCCAGACGCCGAUUUACGCCACUUCGAGUUGGCAAGUUCUCCAGGAUCAUCUCAAAGGCAAACGCCAAAUCACCUUGCCUACUCCACCGGGCGCCCAAGUCGCCGACUUCCUCCUCAUCCCUCGUUCUUCGCCUUAUUUUGCCGGCGCACAAGAUCCUAUUGCGAUCAUGACUCUCCUGACUUCGGGCGAGUUGCUGACGAUGAGCUUUCCGUCGGGAUAUCCCAUCAGUCCCACAAACCAGCUGCAUCCGUCCAUCUCCUUCAUUCAUCCAUAUGUGAACAAAUUUGCUGUGCAAACACUGGAUAGAGGUCGCUGGAUGGGCAUGAUUGAGACCAGAAACCAAGGCGAACCUUUCUUGAAGGGUGGUGCCGAGACCGCAAAGCCGAAGCGCAGAUACGAAGGCCGCACGAUCUUCCAGAUAGCACAUGGGGACAGCACCGUGCGACUUUGGGAUGCUGGUCAUAAUGAUGAGGUCGAGAAUCCGACCAUGCUGCAAGUUGAUGUGGCGCGCGCAUUGGACCGCUACGAAGACAUCGAAAUCACGGCGAUGAACAUGGCCCCCAGCACUGGUGAAUUUGCGGUGGGAACUCGUACGGGCGAAUUAGUUCUCUACAGAUGGGCCGGCAACCGGUUCUUUGGCAAAGACCACCAUGAGGAUCUGCCACCUAGUCCGGGAGCGCUGACGGACAUCAGCUCAAGAGCAGAGCCCGGUCUCAAGGAGGGCUUGCAGCCAUGGCAACUGUACGAGAUGAUGCAAGGUCCUAUCACGGCCGCCUGCGUCUCAGAUGUGGGAUUCGUAGGUGUCGGCUCUGAGGGUGGCUUCUUCAGUGUCAUAGACCUGCGCGGUCCCUCUGUCAUCUUCCAAAUCUCCAUGACGGAAUUCGCCCAGCAAUCCAAGAGAUCUUCUUUCUUGAAGGGAUCCCACGGCAACGCUCAUGGAAAGGAGUGGCCGGUAGCCAUUGAGUUCAGCGUUAUGACGCUGGAAGGCGACAACUAUUCUAGCAUCUGUUGUUUCGUGGGAACCAAUCUUGGCAAGGUGGCUACUUUCAAAUUGCUGCCGUCUGGCAACAGCUACUCUGUCAAGCUAGCUGGCGUCCAGCAUUUUGACGGCAAGAUAGUUGCACUUUGCCCCAUCCAAGCAGACUCUGGAAGGCCUGCUCUUGCAACGGGUCCAAUUGUUGCGGGACUCAGAAAUGGGCAGCAAGUCAAUGGCGUUCUGAUAGCUGUGACACAAACUGAGAUUCGAAUCUUCAAGCCCGCCGGCGGGAAGGGCGCUUCCAAGACCUUCGAUGACAUUAUGUGCGAUGCAGCAAACGUCACUGAAUUCGAACUCCACGGCUUCGCCAUUGUCGGUGUGUUCGGUGAUCGGACGACUCGUGCAUUCUCCAUCCCUGGUCUGAAGGAAAUUGGCAACGCGCCGCUCCCCAUGCUCGAUGGCAGUCGCACCCUUUCGUCCGUAGUGACGCAGACUGGCGAUAUCUUCGGCUGGACCGGCCCUAGUGAGAUUGCUGUCCUUAAUGUUUGGGGAACUGCCAAAAAUCUUGAGGUUAGCGAUGACAUCCUCAUCAACCCCGAGCUCGUCACACCUCCACGCCCCACGAUCUCGAACAUGCAGUGGCUUUCCGGCACGCAGCACAUCUCUCCGACUGACCUCGACCUCCUGAUCGACCCCAACCGUCCGCCAAGCCGGCGGAUGAUGGCGGCGGCGGCAGCUGAAGCGAGAGCUGCCCGCUCUGCAGGUCAGCCCGGAUCGAGUAAUGCGGGAGGAUCCAACGAAGGUUGGGGUGAUUACCUGACGAGACAGCUCAACGAGCGUACCGAGAAGCUGAACGUCAUGAACGACAGCAUGGACAGCCUGCAAAACCAGAGCCAGGGUUGGGCAGACGAUGUUGGCAAAUACAUUAACAAACAGAAGAGGAACGUUGUACUUGGAGGGAUCAAGGGCAAGUUCUUCUAA
Messenger RNA from Colletotrichum phormii, 2949 nucleotides. RefSeq names its product lethal giant larvae like, C-terminal-domain-containing protein. Gene Ontology annotation, cellular component: cytoplasm; plasma membrane. The transcript has 3 exons. Gene Ontology annotation, molecular function: GTPase activator activity; myosin II binding; syntaxin binding. Gene Ontology annotation, biological process: regulation of exocytosis; establishment of cell polarity; regulation of protein secretion. The record is from RefSeq and is a predicted model, not a curated record. NCBI's taxonomy places the organism in Eukaryota, Fungi, Ascomycota, Sordariomycetes, Glomerellales, Glomerellaceae. Bases 1 to 2949 code for a protein of 982 amino acids.